UCCGCCAGUUUCGCUAGUGAGUUUAGCAGGCUAAAUAGCUAACUGGCUACUAAUGUUGACUUUUAAUGAUUUAUAAUAUUUGGAGAUAUUGUCUAAAAUGAAUGCAAAACGUUUAAAGUCUAGCUGAACCCUUUGCAAUAGCUUACCUAGUCUUCUAUCGCGCCAGAGACCUCUUCAAGUCUUAUUUGUUAGCCACCUGCUAGCAAGCGUUGGCUAAUUAUAUUCAUUUAACAUCAUGGCAAGUGCAGCGAGUGCUAACCUAAAUGCAGUCCGGGAGACAAUGGACGUGCUGCUGGAGAUUUCCAGGUUGCUGAACACUGGUUUGGAUAUGGAGUCUCUGUCCAUAUGUGUGAGACUGUGCGAGCAAGGCAUCAACCCAGAAGCCCUGUCGGCUGUCAUCAAGGAACUGCGUAAAGCAUCUGAGUCUCUCAAGGCUUCUGAAAACUCUGUAAACUGAGGAUGAAAACAGAUAACCCCAGUUUGGGACCUUUAAUGGGAUCAUGCCCUGUUCCUGGAUCUGUACCAUGGGCUCUCCAGCCAGUCAGAUUUGUGUUUGUGUUGGAAGCCUGUCAUCUGCACCUCCUCAGUGACAAAUAUACUCCUAUUGUGUGCUUUGACUUGUGUCAGAGUUUUUGUGUCGAGGUAUCAGCCCCAGUCCACUUCCCAAACACAAGUUCUCUCCCAAUAUGAACACAAAGCCUUUCUCCCUUGAGGCUUCCUCCAAGUUUCUCCUACCGCCAUUUGUAAAUUGUAAGGUCAGAGAGGUAUUAGCGUUGUCAUUCUGCCUUAAUUUAAAAGCAUAACUUAAAUUUCUGACAGUCAACUUAUGUUGCACUUUUGAGGAGGAAAUGUAUUUUGUUUUGUUUUUUAUAUCUAUAAUUUGUUAAAAAUUGUUGUUGUUCAUUGUUCAUUUUGUGUAAGUUUAAAGCAUUUCUAACUCAAUCCUUUUGCCAUUUCUAUUGUCCACAUAACCAUUAAUAAUGGAAGAAACUGUAAAUUAAAAUGUUGCAGUCAGCAGCCA
This is a messenger RNA of Lates calcarifer (barramundi perch), 1021 nucleotides long. It is a transcript of the gene mzt1, whose product is annotated as mitotic spindle organizing protein 1. The coding region runs from base 236 to 457 and encodes 73 amino acids. The transcript is spliced from 3 exons. The record is from RefSeq and is a predicted model, not a curated record. Lineage: Eukaryota; Metazoa; Chordata; Actinopteri; Centropomidae. Gene Ontology annotation, cellular component: spindle; interphase microtubule organizing center; gamma-tubulin ring complex. Gene Ontology annotation, biological process: gamma-tubulin complex localization; mitotic spindle assembly; microtubule nucleation by interphase microtubule organizing center.